Talaromyces proteolyticus is the source of this 453-nucleotide messenger RNA. RefSeq lists its product as uncharacterized. The transcript is spliced from 2 exons. The coding region runs from base 1 to 453 and encodes 150 amino acids. NCBI's taxonomy places the organism in Eukaryota, Fungi, Ascomycota, Eurotiomycetes, Eurotiales, Trichocomaceae. The record is from RefSeq and is a predicted model, not a curated record.
AUGGCAGCUAUUCCCCAAAACUUCUUCGAUCGAUUCCCAACCUUUCGGCCAGAGCCACGGGCACGCAUCAGCGUACAAUUCCGUCGCCUCGCUGCUCAUAUGAAAUGGGAAACCGGGUCACGGAGAUGGAGGAAGAUGUGGAAAGAAUGUAUGGGCAGCGAAUUUAGUCGGCUCUAUGGCGAUAACGCCUCUCGGUUGCAGUCAUGGCAGGAUUUAUGUCUCGAUCUGGGAUUGCAGGCCCCUCCGUCCAUUACGAAGUGCAAAAAGCUUUUAUCGAGUGUGUACGUCAAUAUAGUCGACUUGAUUGAUUGUCGUGCUGCUGGAGAAAUACCUCGAAUGUUUUCGUCGGUGGCUGCGUUGAAGGAAUACACGAGAAAGUAUGGGCAGGUAUUUCCUAGAGAAUUAGCUAAAGAGGAGGGGUUUAUUAGAAUUUUGCUGAAGAAGAUUGCUUGA